Molecule: messenger RNA, 825 nt
Organism: Peronospora farinosa
Lineage: Eukaryota; Oomycota; Peronosporomycetes; Peronosporales; Peronosporaceae
Source: the annotation of a GenBank genome assembly
AUGUCCGAAUACGGAUCGCUCAAGCCUGACUAUGCGGAUAUAGAAGGCAACCCGCGUCUUCCCUUCUACGCCGUUCGCAACCGCGAUAUUCGGGCCUACCUCGCUGAAUUUAUUGGCACCUUUAUUCUGGUGUUGAUCGGAGAUGGUUCCGUCGCCCAAUAUGUUCUUGGUGGUGGCAAUGCGGGUCACUACUUGUCGGUAAACCUCGCCUGGGGUAUUGCACUUUUAUUCGGCAUCCAUUUUUCGGGUGGUAUUAGUGGUGGUCACCUCAAUCCAGCAGUAACACUGACCUUGGCAGCGUUUGGACGCUUUGAGUGGUACAAGCUUCCUGGUUACUUUAUUGCCCAGAUCCUAGGUGCCUUUGCUGCCGCGGGGGUAGUGUUUCUCGUAUACUAUCCAUGGUUUGACGUUCAAGACCCGGAACGUUUAACUACUCAGGGUAUCUUUGCCACAUACCCCAACGAGCAGAUCCCCAAUUGGUGCGGUCUUGCUAACGAAAUCGUAGGCACGGCUCUCCUUGUCAGCGGCAUCUUCGCUGUCGGUGACAAUCGCAACAAACCCGCUAGUCCCUACACCUUCCCGGCUGCUGUAGCUCUGAUGUUAACCUGCGUGGGUAUGGCGUUUGGCCUUGACACUGGCUACGCUUUGAAUCCAGCUCGUGACUUUGGUCCUCGUCUUUUUACUUUCUUUGCUGGAUGGGGCUCGAAAGUUUUCACGGCUCGAAGCUUCUACUUCUGGAUCCCAAUCGUUGGUCCGUUUGUUGGCGGGAUGCUUGGUGCUGGCAUGUACGUGGGCCUCAUUGAGAACUUUCACCCACACGAGUAG